AUAUAUAUAUAUAUAUACAUUGCUGGCUCCAUCAGACCGCCAAUGGAACCCACUGGGUGUAGGGCACCAUGGGGAUUAGGUAGCCAAGCGGCUGGUCAGCGAGUAGUUUUCGCCCAGCUCUCGACCACAAUGGACACCUUGCUGGCUGGCUGGACGCAGUGCGGCGAUUUGCUGCAGGACAGAUGGAACUCGCUGCUGGACACCGUGGGUGAGGAUUCGUGGCGCCUCUGGGUGGUGGGCAGCACGUUGGUCAUCUUCAUCGUAUACUGGCUAUAUGCGGGCAUCUUCACCCUGAUGGACAUCACAAACCGGCCGCGUUUCCUGCGCAAAUACAAGAUUCAGCCGGGCCAGAAUGAGCCAGUGGAUCUGGCCAAGUUGUGGCAUGCCGUCAAGGUGGUGCUAUUCAAUCUGACGGUGGUUAACUUUCUGGUUAGCUGGUUGGUGUACGAGUUCGUUUACAAAACGGAGAACAGCCAGGACAUCCGGGUGCUGCCCACAUUCAAGCGAUCCCUGCGCGAUUUGGCCGUUUUUGUGGUGCUGGAGGAGAUCAUGUUCUACUAUGCCCACCGCCUCCUCCAUCACAGAUCGGUGUACAAGUAUGUGCACAAGAAGCAUCACGAGUGGACGGCACCCAUUGCCGCCAUCACGCUGUACGCCCAUCCGGUGGAGCAUGUGCUGGCCAAUCUGCUGCCGGUGGCCACCUCCAUUGCCAUCCUGGGCACCCACGUGGCACUGGCCUAUGUCAUUUUCGGCCUGGCCAUUAUCAACUCGAUGAGCGAUCACACCGGCUACAGUUUCCCUUGGUCGGCUGGUUCGGUGCGGUUCCACGACUAUCACCAUGCCAAGUUCAACUACAAUUACGGAGUGCUCGGUCUGCUGGACAAGCUGCAUGGCACAUAUCGCGCGCCCGCGGAGCAAAAGGGUCCUUCGCAAAGGAUUAGGAGGGCCAAGAAGAAUGCCAAGUAAUUCAAUUGAUUGAAUAACUCCCUUUUUUUUGUUAUACUAGUUUUUUAUUGCUUAAAUACAUCAAGGUCAUUAAAAAUAAUUUUAUUCUU
Drosophila yakuba is the source of this 1055-nucleotide messenger RNA. Its product is annotated as fatty acid hydroxylase domain-containing protein 2. Gene Ontology annotation, molecular function: C-4 methylsterol oxidase activity; iron ion binding. The record is from RefSeq and is a predicted model, not a curated record. Bases 43 to 966 code for a protein of 307 amino acids. The transcript has 2 exons. Lineage: Eukaryota; Metazoa; Arthropoda; Insecta; Diptera; Drosophilidae. Gene Ontology annotation, biological process: sterol biosynthetic process.